ACGGUUUGAGAUUGUUCCAUCCUGGUUUAAGGAGACUCUUGAAAAGUCAUCUUUUGCAGCUCCUUAUGAGUAUGCCAUAGAAACAGCAAAACAGAAAGCUCUCGAAGUAGCAAACAGAAUGCAUGUAAAACACCUUAGAACUCCUGAUAUUGUUAUAGGAGCAGACACUAUUGUGACUGUGGAUGAGCAGAUCCUGGAGAAACCAGUUGAUAAGCAAGAUGCAUAUAGGAUGCUGUCAAGGUUGAGUGGGAAAGAACACAGUGUUUUCACAGGAGUGGCUAUAAUACAUUGCAGCAGUAAAGAUAAUCAGCUGGAGAUGGAAGUCACUGAUUUCUACGAAGAGACUAAAGUGAAAUUUUCUGACCUGUCUGAAGAGCUUUUAUGGGAAUACAUUCAUAGUGGGGAGCCAAUGGACAAAGCUGGUGGUUAUGGAAUCCAGGCCCUCGGUGGAAUGCUAGUAGAGUAUGUCCAUGGAGACUUCUUGAAUGUGGUGGGAUUUCCUCUGAAUCACUUCUGCAAAAAGCUAGUAGAGUUGUACUGUCCGCCUCCUAAACAUAGCAUACAACAUACAAAGCAUGACUCUAUCCCUUCUGUGGACACUUUUGAGAACCUAAGUGAUGGGGAAAGUGAAUCUUCACAUUCUGCAGGGCAUAAAGGUGCUAACAAGUUGGACAAUAGUAGCACACAUCCUUCAGGGCCUGUAUACAAUUCAGAAGACUGUUACUGUGUCAAAACUGGUUUUGUGGUGCCCUCGGAAAAUCAGAAUGGAGUGCUGGAAAAUGCAGCAAAAGUUCCGUCUACAAUUCUAGAGCUGAUGGAUGGUUUUAAAGCUUCAAAGGCUCUGUUUGUAGCUUCUAAGCUAAAAGUGUUUGAUCACCUGAAAGAGAAGGGUUCACUAAAUGCUGCGGAUAUUGCAAAUGAGAUGGGAGCUUCCUUGUGUGGGACAGAAAGACUCCUUGAUGCAUGUGCUGCCCUUGGAUUGCUGAAGAAAACACCUCAGGGUUACAGUAAUACAGAUGCAACAAAUACCUAUCUGACUUCAGAUGGUAAAUACUCCCUUCAUGGCUACAUUAUGCACUCUAAUGACUACACUUGGCCUCUCUUCGCAAACCUGGAAUUUGCUGUCAAAGAAGGAACCAGGCAGAACCAUCGAGCCUUUGGAAAGAAAAUGGAGGAUUUAUUUAAGGAGUACUAUCAAAACCAGGAGGUGAAGCAGCGCUUUAUGGCUGCCAUGCACAGCAUUGCCCACCUGACAGCAAGAGAUGUGGCUACUGCAUUUGAUCUUUCACAGUUUAAGUCUGCCUGUGAUUUAGGAGGCUGUACUGGGGCUUUGGCUCAUGAAUUAGUACAAAUAUACCCAGAUAUGAAGGUUACCAUAUUUGAUCUUCCAGAAGUCAUUGCAAAUAGCUCUUCCUUUCAGUCCUCAGGAAAAUGCACAGCUCCAGUGACAUUUGUAUCAGGUGACUUCUUCGAGGAUAACCUUCCAGAAGUAGAUCUUUACAUUCUUUCACGUGUCCUUCAUGAUUGGCCUGAUGAAAAAAUUCAUAUGCUGUUAAGCAAAAUAUCAUCUGUUUGCAAACCAGGAAAUGGCUUGCUAGUGGCAGAAAUUGUGCUUGAUGAACAGAAGAUGCAUCCUCCUAGAGCUGUCCUACAGUCCCUCAGUAUGACUGAAGGCAGGCAGAGAAGUGGCUCAGAAUAUAAACAACUCCUGGAGAAAUUUCGAUUCACGAAUGUACAAAUUAAGAUGACAGGAAACUUGCUAGAUGCUGUCCUGUGCUUCAGGAAGAGUCAGUCAUCUUAGUGUGCACAGACACUAAGAACCUGGGACACUAAGCUUUUAUAACA
Molecule: messenger RNA, 1845 nt
Organism: Tinamus guttatus (white-throated tinamou)
Lineage: Eukaryota; Metazoa; Chordata; Aves; Tinamiformes; Tinamidae
Source: RefSeq, a predicted model, not a curated record